AUGACGCGUUUCAUGCUCAGCAACAACUAUUUUAGGCCAAAUCACCAGAAAGGGUUUUUACCCGGGAUUUCUGGAUGCCUAGAACACAACACCUUGCUGUCGGAGAGUUUGAAAGAUGCUAGAAAAAGCGAGCGGCAAAUCACUGUAUGUUGGAUAGACUUGGAGAACGCGUUCGGGUCGAUACAACACGAAUUGAUGCUAUUCGCGCUUAGAUGGUACAACUUUCCACCCCUAGUUAGAGAAAUGAUCGCGUCGUAUUACUCAAAAUUAAGGUUUUCUAUAAUAACUAAAGAAGGCCCUUCAAAAAGUUUGAGUUAUAAUGUAGGACUGUUUCAAGGUUGUUGUCUAUCUCCAAUUACGUUUAAUAUCGUUAUUAACAUCCUAGUAGACAAAUUAAUCUGUAACGAGAAAAAAUGGGGUUAUCGGUUUAAGUUUAAUAAUAAAUACACGGAAUCCAUUUUAGCCUUCGCUGACGAUCUCGCAAUACUGACACGUAACCCCAAACACUGUCAAGUACUAUUGGAUGAAGUGGAUAAAUUCUGUGAGUGGACGGAUGGAUUGAGGACAAAACCUAGUAAAUGUCAUUGUCUGUGUCUUGGUAGGCGGAAUACAAGAUAUACCUCAUACGAUCCAGGACUAUCGUUAGGCGGUCAAUGCAUUUCUACGGUUACGGAAAAUGCACCAUUUAAAUUUCUCGGUCGUAAGAUUGAUAAUAUAGGCCGUACUCCAUCUUUAGAAGGAAUAGUAGAUAGCUUUUUGAACGAUCUUAACAAGGUAGAUAGCCAACUGAUAAGUAACGUCAAAAAAGCAUGGAUCUACGAGAAUUACUUAACUUCACGUUUGAAUUGGCCUUUCCUCGUCUAUGAUUUUAAUAAAACCCUUUUGUCAAAGUUAGAUGCAGGCGUCAUAAAGAUGUUGAAGUGGUGGCUCGGGCUCGCUCUAACGGCUGAUUCAUCGGCGUUAUUUAGGGGAAGCAAUAGUUUUGGGAUGAGUCUAAAAAGGCCAUCGGAGCUCUAUAAACACCUAAGAGUUUCCAAGAGAUAUAUCCUGGGGAAAUCCCAUGAUGACAUAGUGACAUCGCUCCCAAAAGAUGAAGAUGCCCCCGAGCUAGAGUCACGACUUCAAUUCCAUAAGCAAUUUAUGAUAGGAGCACAAAGUAACAGAGCGGGGUUAGGAUCAAAUAGGAAAGUCCAAGAUGCGGAUAUAUUGAAUCUUUUAUUCGGCAAGACGAGAAUGAUAAAUAUAAGAUCCAUGCAAUGA
Messenger RNA from Danaus chrysippus (African queen), 1260 nucleotides. The record is from the annotation of a GenBank genome assembly. NCBI's taxonomy places the organism in Eukaryota, Metazoa, Arthropoda, Insecta, Lepidoptera, Nymphalidae.